AUGGCUGACUUUGACACAAUUCUGAAGUUUUGGGCUCCAGUAGAGGCGGACUAUAACACAUAUGGAGAGCUGGUUCUAAUUCGCUUAUUCACUGAGCACCCUGAGACCCGGGAGUUGUUCCCUAAAUUUGCAGGAAUUGCUCAAACUGACCUUACUGGAAACCCGGCUAUUUCUGCCCAUGGUGUCACAGUGCUGAAGAAACUGGGGGAUCUGCUGAAGGCUAAAGGCAAUCAUGCUGCGAUCCUCAAGCCACUAUCCAAGAGCCACGCCUUGAAACACAAGAUAGCUCUCGUAAACUAUAAGCUGAUCACAGAAGUCAUCGCGAAGGUCCUGGAGGAGAAGGCCGGACUCGACAGUGCAGGGAAACAGGCUUUGAAUAACGUGAUGGACGUGGUAAUCGCUGACAUUGCCACGGACUAUAAAGAGCUGGGCUUCGCAGACUUAUGUUAG
Messenger RNA from Nerophis lumbriciformis (worm pipefish), 450 nucleotides. The record is from RefSeq and is a predicted model, not a curated record. Lineage: Eukaryota; Metazoa; Chordata; Actinopteri; Syngnathiformes; Syngnathidae.